Chaetomium strumarium is the source of this 1236-nucleotide messenger RNA. RefSeq names its product Brix domain-containing protein. NCBI's taxonomy places the organism in Eukaryota, Fungi, Ascomycota, Sordariomycetes, Sordariales, Chaetomiaceae. Gene Ontology annotation, molecular function: rRNA binding. The record is from RefSeq and is a predicted model, not a curated record. The coding region runs from base 68 to 1021 and encodes 317 amino acids. The transcript is spliced from 3 exons. Gene Ontology annotation, biological process: rRNA processing; ribosomal large subunit assembly. Gene Ontology annotation, cellular component: nucleolus.
GAGUCUUCGUAGAAGGACCCGCCAACAAGAUCACUCGCUCAUCACGUUCUACAACCACAGAGACAAAAUGGCGGCGGUUUACAAAUCCUUAUCGAAGUCAAGUGCCUCCAAAGCCGAUAGAGACACAGAAGCCAGCAAGGGUGGGAUGGAGAGGAAAAACAAACAGAGGGUGCUCAUUCUCUCGUCAAGAGGCGUCACCUACAGGCACCGGCAUCUUCUCAAUGACUUAGCGGCGAUGCUCCCGCACGGGCGGAAAGACGUGAAGUUUGAUUCAAAGUCCAAGCUGUACCAGCUCAAUGAGCUGGCCGAACUCUACAACUGCAACAAUGUGCUAUUCUUCGAGGCGAGGAAAGGCAAGGACUUGUAUAUGUGGUUCAGCAAGGUGCCCAACGGCCCUACGGUUAAGUUCCACGCCCAGAAUUUACACACAAUGGAGGAACUCCAUUUCACUGGUAAUUGCCUGAAAGGCUCGCGGCCUAUCCUUUCCUUCGACGGUGCCUUCGAGACUGAACCCCACCUUCGCGUCAUAAAGGAGAUCUUCCUCCACGUCUUUGGCGUACCUCAAGGAGCGCGGAAAUCCAAGCCCUUUAUUGAUCACGUCAUGGGCUUCAGCGUAGCAGACGGCAAGAUUUGGGUUCGGAACUACGAGAUCCGGGAGGUCGAGAAGGUCAAGGGCAAUGACGACAAGGACAACGCCGAGGAUGGCGAGAAGAGCAAGGGGCGCAAGAGCAAGGGCGGUGACAAGGACACAGACAUCAGCCUAGUCGAGAUAGGGCCGCGGUUCGUGCUUACGCCGAUUGUGAUUCAGGAGGGCGCAUUUGGGGGCCCUAUCAUCUACGAGAACAAGCGCUUCAUUUCGCCGAACCAGAUCCGGGCUGAACUGCGGAGAGCGAAGGCGGGAAGGCAUGUUGCGCGCAUGGAGCAACAGCGGGAUAAGCUGGCAAGGAGGAGAGACCUUGGGCUAGAGGAUGGCGAGAAGAAGGAUGGCACUGGAUUAGAUACCCGGGAGCUGUUUGCUUAGAUGUGGGAAUCCGGAUUGGUAUGGCGUUCUCUGGUACUGUACGCGGGCGACAGCAUGGGCUGCGAUUGGGAUGCCUGAUAGACCAAUGAAUGGAUUGCAUUGCGGAUUCCUUAUUAACAGCCCACGAAUGUUUCCCACCACACUGUUGAAUUUAGCAUAUUUCCAGCCAUCUGGAGUCGGAGUGCACACGGAGUAGUAUACGCAUUCAGUAAGGC